AGAGAGAAAGAGAAAAAGAAUAAAAAAAGAGAAAUUUAUCUGCCAACUAUUGUCCUGCUUUAUGUUGGUGUUGAAAAUUUCGUGAGAGAGAUUUUAAGCGAGUGACUCACAAGAUAUCUGCAAUCUCUUUAAGAAAUCAUGGUGGACGUGGAAGUCCCGAUGGGGGAGAUGCAAAUCCCACAGCAAAAAUAUAAAGCUACGAACGGAUUUGAAUUUCUUCAACUACCUCAACUACCACUUGAGCAAAUAGGUUACCCUCAGGCACAGAACUGGAUUGAACAUAGAAAGGCAAAUAUUCGACCGUGGUCGUUGUUUCUCAAUACAAACAAUAUUAGACCACCUCCUAAUAUAACAAGACUGAGUAAACGAAUUGUGAAGAACAUUGAAUAUUUUCAAAGCAAUUAUCUGUUUGUAUUUGUUGGACUAGUUAUCUAUUGCUUGAUAACUUCGCCUCUGUUAUUACUCGCUGUUGUUGCAUCUCUUGGGAUAUGUUAUAAAGUCUCUCAACGGCAUUCUAAACAAGAAUUAAUGAUAUUAAAUAUAAAAUUGACUCUAGCACAGAUAUAUUCCUUGGUUGGAAUUUGUUCAUUACCUGUAUUUUAUUUGGUUGGUGCACAUGCUGCUGUAUUUUGGGUACUUGGUGUUUCUUGGUUUUUGAUAACUCUUCAUGCUGCUUUUUAUAAUAUUGACGCAAUAUUAUGUCCAGGAGAAGAAGAACUCAAUGCAUUGGUGCAAGUAGUAUAAUCUGUUAAAUUGUUGUGUAUUUUGUAGAGAAAUUCUUUAUAGUAUAUAAAUGUAAAAUUAA
This is a messenger RNA of Harpegnathos saltator (Jerdon's jumping ant), 805 nucleotides long. Its product is annotated as prenylated Rab acceptor protein 1. Gene Ontology annotation, cellular component: Golgi apparatus. NCBI's taxonomy places the organism in Eukaryota, Metazoa, Arthropoda, Insecta, Hymenoptera, Formicidae. The record is from RefSeq and is a predicted model, not a curated record. Bases 139 to 744 code for a protein of 201 amino acids. The transcript has 4 exons.